Molecule: messenger RNA, 690 nt
Organism: Clavispora lusitaniae ATCC 42720
Lineage: Eukaryota; Fungi; Ascomycota; Pichiomycetes; Serinales; Metschnikowiaceae
Product: acetyltransferase
Molecular function (GO): galactoside O-acetyltransferase activity
Source: RefSeq, a predicted model, not a curated record
AUGACUGACGCAAAGAAAAUCAACAAAGAACUCGUUGAGUAUGCAUACAAACAUCUCAGCAAUCUCCCCAAAGGAGAGGAAUAUGAAAAAAUGAUUCUGGGGGUUCCUUAUGAUUGCUUUAACAAGGAGCUCUGGCUCAAGCGGAACUUGGCUCACGAAAUUGUCGCGGACUAUCACCAGAUUCGUAUGAAGGACUAUGACUUCAGUUUUGAAAAGCACCAAAAGGCCCGCUUUGACUUCUUAUCCACCAUUUUUGGCCGCUGCCAACCCGACAUUGUUUUGGAACCCCCAUUUUAUGUCGAUUAUGGCUGCAACAUCAGCAUAGGCAAAGGUUUCUACGGCAACUUCAAUUUGGUGUUUUUGGACUGCACAUUGAUCACCAUAGGAGACAAUGUCUUGGUCGGACCCAAUUGCACCUUCACCACUGCUACUCACCCUACAGACCCUCUGCAAAGAGCCAGCGGCGUCGAAUAUGCGUAUCCAAUCACCAUAGGCAAUAACGUGUGGUUAGGAUGCAACGUUGUGGUUUUGCCAGGCGUACAGAUUGGCGACGGCGCUGUCAUUGGAGCUGGAAGUGUGGUUACUAAGAAUGUUCCGGCCAAUACUGUUGUCGUUGGCUCGCCCGCUCGUGUGAUCAAGGAGUUGACUCCACAGGACAACAAAGACGAGGUUUUUGCCGAAGUCAGUUGA